This is a messenger RNA of Pocillopora meandrina, 8292 nucleotides long. The record is from the annotation of a GenBank genome assembly. NCBI's taxonomy places the organism in Eukaryota, Metazoa, Cnidaria, Anthozoa, Scleractinia, Pocilloporidae.
AAAAAAGUUCCGGGUUGUUGGUAUAAAAUGAGCAGUUUAAAGCAAAGGGAUUUAAGUCAGAAACAGGGAGUUCUACCAGAAGCAGCCGGCUUUUGAGCAGAAGAAACGAAGGAUUAUCAGAGGUAACUAAAAAUCUCGCUGAAUUUUGGGUAUGACUGCGAUCAUAUGAACAAAAACAAAAUUAGUUGGUAGUAGUCUGUUAGUAUACGCCGAACAAAUUUCGUGUUUGCUCCUCGAGCUUAAAAGUCUUGGUAGCUUUAAGAAGUUGCACCUACAGCACUUCAUAGACAUCUUUCAAGCUUUUUCAAUUUGUAUCAGAUGACCUUACAGCGAUAAAAUCCUUUAGGACUUGUCAGGCCUCAACUGAUAUGGGUACCUAUUGAGAGUGUGACCUACAUAUGUAUUUUUACCAAGUUCGAAGUCCGCGGUUCCGCGGUUCCACGGUUCCACCUUCAAAUCUUAUUUAAUCUCAACCAACAUCGAUUAAGCUGUGUGUUUGUUUUCGCCUCUUACUUUCAUGACUUGAUUCAGCUGUCCUUGUAACAUUCCGUUUUGUGGCUUUCUUCAGUGGAAUUCCAAAGUGAUGUGAGCAUUUUGAAAGCGUUUUGCUUUAUAAGUUGUACUUGAUCACCUUCUACAUAUCGCCAUUGUCUAACGAUUUUCAAGCCUAAAAGUAGAUUCUUAGAACUUAUCGCAGAAUUGAUUUUUAAGAAUUCGUUUAACAUCCCUGAAGUCAAUUUUCGCAUAUCGCACUUACAUGUAAUUUCUGCUCGACGAGUCCUGUAUUAAAGGAAGAAUAACUGAAAAAAUUUCCAUAGCAUUCCACUUCAGAAAAGCGAAGAAAAACCUACUGAAACUUAAAAGUGGACAUAGUUCGAGAUCCCUUUUGACUGCUUAGACUAAGAUGAGAGUCGAUCAACUUCGUUGUGGGUUUUGCAAAGUAUGAUCGUGUUUGUUUUCUCGGAUAGUAACUACCUCCAGUAUAUUGCGUGAGCAGGGCACGAAAUCUGUUCACUUCAGAGUUGACGUUUCAUGCCGUCGGCGUUUUCAUCAGGCGUUGUGCGCGCAACAAAUGUGUGUCACUCAAACAGGAAAGAAUGUAUUGUCGUUAUGCUUGAGCAGUUAACUGCUCACGCGAUGAUGAAAACAAACGCAUCAGCAGAAACACGUUCACAUGCAUUUUUCUCGCAUCGCAUACCUCUUUAAUCUCUGUUCUUUUCAUUCGAUGCUACUUCUGUCGGAAAAAAAAGAGAGCAAAACCGGAGAAAAUUUCCACCAUUCCCCCUCUUAGAAAAGUGAAUAAGUGCGUGGCUAAAUGCCAUUUGCUAGGGUGACCUCAUGUGAUAUAUGAUCCAAAAUGGCUGCUAUCGGAUAAUUUGAUCGCUGAAGUAGCUGAUACUAGCUUCCACUUUGCCGACUCAAGAUCAUUUAUUCAUGAGUUUCCGAUGAUCACCACACGGUAAGAUUCCCUUGAAGGGUCAUGAAUCCAAAAACGCAAAUGUAAUGAACAGAUGAAAUUUGCAGAAUUUACGGUUGAGAAGCCAUUGAUGUAGAGGUUUAUGGGUGAAAUUUUAGGAUUACUUUCAUUUUGAGAAAUUAGCAAGAACUGUUAGAGAGGAAAAAGUUGGUGGAGGACAAAGUUUUUUCAUCCAUCAUACAAAUGUUUGGAAAGUGUCAAACUUUACAUUUUUCUUUUUAAACAAACGACAACCUUUUCAAUUUCACUUUAUUCUUUGCCAUUGCCUUCCACCGUGACCUUUUAUCCCUCUCAGGGUCACUCACUCAGGUCAUUAAAAGGGCUUAUUUGUAUUCUUGAGUAGAAAGUGUAGCAAAGCUUUUAUCGAUGACAUUUUCGAAAGCGCUCAAUUUCGUUACCUGACAUGUAACCUUUUCCUUUUGACUUUAGCGAACAUGGUGGGCCAUAUCCACAGUGGAUUGGUCCUAUUGCUGAUCCUCGGUUUGGGGAUGACGUCUUCUUACAUUAUUGAUGACCCAUACCCGUCCAACAAAGAAAUGGAAACAGUGGAGGACAUGACAGAUGAGAUGACAAAGUUAGACGAAAUGAGCGCACGGGGCAUAGACAAAAAACGAGAACAACAGUUAGAAAAGCGAGACGCAAAGACAAUAGUUGAAACGAAAGCUGACGCUCUUAGAAAAGGAUGCCAAGAUGAGGCCGAAAAAGAGUAUGAUGAAAAAAUACUGGCGGAAAAAGAAGAAGGGAAGAAAAAAGCCAUAAAUAAACACUACAUAUCAUUACAGCAUGGGGAAAAAUCUCUCCAAGAAGGUAAAAAGUGGCUUCAGGGAAAACAAAGUGAAUCUACUACUGCUUGCCUUGUAAGAAAACUUUGUGAAGAUCAAGAAGUCCUUACAGCACUUGGACUUUCUUCGAGUAGGUAAGGACAAAAACUAUUGUACAGCGUUCGAUAGAUUAUUAAAAGAUUUCUAUCGCGUGAUAGUUGAGGGUAGAGAAAUCAAUUAUCACGCAUAGAGAUCGAGAGAGAAAAUCCUAUUUGUUUCAGUGUAAAUCUAGUAUGCGUGCUUAAGUACACGGCCUAAAUGCUCUAAUGCUGUUUGUACUCCUUAAUCUCUACACAGUGAAGAGAAGGACUGCGCAUUGGCCAUUUUUAGGUUAUUUGAAGGCGACGUACACCCUGAUGAAAACAUAAGGUGCAAUCCAAACGCUCGUUUCCGAACAGCCGACGGAACUUGUAACAAUUUGGAUAAUCCUAGACAAGGAGCAGCAGGUGAUCAAUUUCUUCGCCUGGCGGAAAAUGACUACGCAGAUGGCAUCUCGGAACUUCGCGCAGCAAAGGAUGGCUCAGAGUUACCGAACGCGAGGACAGUGAGUUUGGAAGUCCACGGAAGUAACGCAGACCGAACCAAUCCUGAUUCUAUGGUGCUCACCCACUUGACAAUGAACUGGGGACAGUUUAUGGAUCAUGACCUCACGCUAGCAGAGUUUCCGGGUAUUAACUGUGAACCUCCAACCAAAGACCCUGAGUGUAUCAACAUUGAAAUUCCAGAAAAUGAUGACAUAUUUAGGUCUAAGGGUGUCUUUGAUAUUGAAAUGGAGCGAGACGCUGCUCACGUACCAGAAGAGCUUGGCAAACUUGCUCCACGAGAACACAGCAACAGUAUUACAGCCUACAUUGAUGCAUCCAAUGUGUAUGGCUCAAGCGAGGAGGAGGAGGAUAAUCUUAGGGCCCCAGAUGGGUCAUUGAAAAUUAUGAAACCACCACACGGCUGCCCUCUGGGCGACCUAUUACCUGCAGCUUUCCCCGAAACGUUUUGCGAGUCUGUAGAUCCAAACACACCUUGCUUUUUGGCAGGAGACGAGCGCGUAAACGAAAAUCAAGGUAGGAAGAGUACUUAAUAGUUCACCAGAGGCGAGGAGGGUCCGGAGUGAAGAAGGAAGGAAAAGUGUCGUCUCGUUUAGGGCUGCAAACGAAAUGUCAUCUUUAAAGGGACGAACAAAGCUCGAGCCAUACCCAGACUAGGUCCAUUCACGGGAAUUAAUUUAAGGCUUUCCGACGAGAACUCUUACGUUUCAGAACUUUCAAUUUCUAAAGGUCCCUAUUGGCUGCAAACCCCUUAUAGCCUUACAACUAUUACAAAAUUGAAAAGAGGACAGUUUAUAACGAUAUGCUGAUUUAUUUCCUUUUUUCUACUUUUUUUUUUGUCGCAGGUCUCAUGUCAGUUCACACUCUGCUUGUACGUGAGCACAAUCGAAUCGCAGCUUUCUUCGGUAAACGUACUCAGUGGAAUCCAGAGCGAAUUUACCAAGAAGCAAGGAAAAUCGUUGGCGCGAUCCUACAACACAUCACAUACAACGAAUUCCUGCCCUUAAUUUUGAGCCCCAGGACGGUAAGAAAAACGCUCGCGUUACAGUAAUACUGUACUUAAGAGACGAGGCGACUAUGUGUUCAGCGUGAUUCAUUCUCGAAUCGGUGCUGCGUUUUCGGGGUGGUGCACGUAACCCUCGAAAAGCUUUCCUGAAUCCAGUAGGAUAGAUGAGUGGUAGAAAACUGCCAGAAUUGCAGAGGGCUCAUCUCCGAUGGAAUUACAUCCGUCUAGAAAGAGUAAUAACGGAGGAUUCUGGGAGGAUCACAUGGUUUUCAGUGGAAGGGGGGGGGUCAGGAGUCUUUAACACAGAUUAAAGGGGGGACUAUAGAAAACUGACUGCCAGUGAGGUGGGAUGAGUAGAAAAGUACAGAGCCUACAUCAAUAUCAGUAUCUGGGCAACUGCCCACCUACCCCUCCCCUAACCCAACAUUAACCCUAACUUGUUAUCAAUUAACUGUUGUUGGGUUAGGGGAGGAGUAGGUGGGCAGUUGCCCAGAUACUGAUAUUGAUCCCAGAGCCUUAUGGGAUGACCAGGUGUAUUUUAUGGUGACAAAACCAAAACGGUUGGUCCCUAACUCAUAAUAUAGCAGAAGUAGAACUAUUUCUGUUAAAGUCUGACUUUUAACCCCCACUUUAACAGAGCCGCACGCGAGUUGCAUGCAUUCUAUUUCAUUCUGGUUAAUGGUGGGAUAUAAUACUGCAUUCGCAUCAGAAGUGAUAUUAAAUCAGAUUAAUGGAUCUUUUUGUUUCAUUUCCAUGUGCUUCUAGAGAAGAGACUUUAAUCUGAAUCUGGAAAGAGGGACAAAUUAUUUUGAAGGCUAUAGCGAGGAUGUCAACGCCCAAAUGACCCAGGCCUUCUCAACGGCUGCAUACCGCUUUGGCCACAGUUUGGUGCAAGAAGAGUUCAGACGUUUUACUCAAGAUGGCUUUGAACACAUAUGUGACAAAAAUUCAAAGGCAGAGUACCUGCCUAUCCAAGUGAGGGAUUUUGGCAAUCCAAUUUUCCUUUAUCAAAAGUGUAAUGGAGGAGUUGAUUCUAUUUUUAGAGGCCUGAUGAAAAUGCCUGCUGCAAAAAUAGAUGGGUGAGUGAAACUUACAAAGCGUUAACUAAUUAAAGAAAAGUUCCGAGGAAUUUUCAGUGGAGUGUCAAAAGUAAUCGGGAUUGCUUUGAUUAAAUUUGCCUCACUUCGCUGUGUGAUUGGUCCAAAAACCUCGCACUACCUUCUAAGCCAACAAGAAUCAAAACAAACACCAAUUGUGACUUAGUCACUUGUAGUUUCCCGCGCUUGAUGUUAGUUUGAGUUCUUAUUCUCUCCUAGUGAUAUUAUCCUUUGUUGUGCUUGGCUUCUUUGGUUACUUUGGGUUGGUUUUAUGACAGUUAAUCGAAAAGCGCUCCAUUUGGGUAACAUGAGGUCUGGAAGGUUUGAUUGGAAAAAACCCCGUGCGAAGCAAAAUUUGCCAUAAGCUAUGGACGAAACGACACUAUAGGGGCCUCUGCCUUCAUUUUUGGCUUUCUCUUUGUUCACUUUCUUCUUCCAUGUGUAAGGACGUUCACUGAUGUUUAUUGUUCUUAUUGUAGGCGUUUUUCCAGCGCGGUGCAAGAACACCUGUCGCGAGGUGAGGGCGAUAUCGCCGAUCUCAUUUCCCUCAACACCCAAAGAGGUCGUGAACAUGGUGUUCCUGGCUACACAGUGUAUCGUAACCUCCCUUUGUGCAACAUUGCACGAAAGGUAAAUAGUUUCGACGACCUUAAGAGAGCUGGCUUUGAUCCCGAGGACAUCAAAAACCUCAAAAAAGUGUACACCCACGUCGAAGACAUCGAUCUUUUUACCGGAGGUAAGUUUGUUACUAAGAAGAGAGCGCUUUUUGAACGUCGUAGAGAAUCAUAACCAAUGCAUUAAGGCCGAUCAGAACACGGGAAAAUACCGCAAGCCGAGGAGAAUUCAAAGUACAAAAAAUAAGCACGGCUGCCUAAGGCGGAAAGCCAUUAAAUUCUUUAACAGUUAGUCAGAAACGAUUCGAUUUUCAUUUGUUCAUUGGAGAACAGUGAGUCAGAAACGAAAUUCACUUAUGGGCUGAAAGCUACUGGUUAACCUGAGUGAUUAGUCUGUAUGGGUUUCAACUAUUAAAAGAUUAGCCAUCGAAAACGGUGAGAGUAUCUAAAGGCAAGCUCGUUAGAGAGCCUUUACUUAAGUGUUUUGAAAAAUCACUUCUACACAAAAAUUUGGAUAAAAUAGUACACAAGACAUGUUAUUGACAUGUUGAUGUAUGAGUUCUAAUGUACAAACUAGCAGUAGACUACACUGAAAGGGAGAGAGUGGUACGAAAACAGCGCAAAUUUAUAUUUCCAAAGCGUUGACUCAAAUCAUCAUGUCAAGGGGUGAGGUUUUCCUGUAGCUUCUCUCGAUUCUCAGUCACAAUUUCUACACUCUAGAAAGAUGAUAAGAAUCCAAGUGCUAAGAAAAUAACUACACUGCGCCGCUACCUCUCAUAAUGUUUACUAUUUUGCCGUUAACAGCAAUGUUGGAACCUGAUUCCGUCAACGGAGGGCUCCUAGGGCCAACCGCUCAGUGUAUCAUAGCAGAUCAGUUCAAUCGCACUCGAUCGGGAGAUCGCUUUUGGUAUGAAAACGAACCAGAUGAAGAAAAGAAUACCAAAAACACAGCGUUUACGCGAUGCCAACUUCGCCAACUCAGAAGAGCUAGUGUGUCCAAGCUUAUCUGCGACAACAUGGACUUCAUCCCUGCAGUCCCGAGGUUUGGAUUCAUACAGUCCAAGACUCAUGUUGAUUGUGAUAAGCUUCCAGAAAUGGACCUUAGCUUGUUCAUAACACGCAGAUGUAAUAUCCCAGACAGAAGGUAAGAUAAAUAUUCGUCAUUCAAUAUCAUCCAAAAUUGAGAUCAAAUCGACCAAUCAGGAAAAAGGUCAAUUUCACAUUACUAAUGAGAAGUCAAAGGUGCAAGUUUUACAUCUGAUUGGUUAAGACUUCAUGGCAGUGCCAACGAGUCCUCUUGACAAUUCUUAUGGAAUGGUUGAUCUUAAACAAUGCAGACCUUCUGCUACCCCGCAAAAAAUUGCUGGAUGACAAUAAUUAAAGCAGUUGCUAACCAGCAUAUUCUCGUUCUUUCUUUAGUGAUAGCGUGAGUAAUGACAGCGAGAGUGGUGAUAGCGAAGUGGAUGACUACCGCUUGAACGACGAGUUGUAAAGGUCACGCCGGUGGAACGAUGGAAACAGAAGAAAUAAAACCAUUUUUUUUUGCCAUGCGUUUCACAACACAUUCAUCACAUUCACUUCAUAAUUAAGAAGAAGCAAUUUUUGUGCUGGGUUGAAUACGUUUUCUGCGCGUGUUAGAUUGCUGUAAUUUUCGCGACAAUCGUAAUGUUGUUUGUCUAAUUUAAACUUUAAGAGAAGCUUUGAGAAGCCACUUUUUCAUAAAUAUCUACCUUACCAACUCCUCAUCAUAUUUAUUUUAAAUUGGUUGCGAUUUCGAUAUCUGACUUUAGAGUUUCCAAUUAGACGUUUCUUCUUUAAAAGAAGCGUUUGCUUGGCAAAAACAAUUUCUUUAAAACGUAUUCAACCAAAUGCACAUGAGAAGUAACAAUAAUUUUUAAGGCUGCUGCGUUCUUUUUUAUUACUAUUAUUUUCGCAAUAACUUUUUGGAACAAGUUCAAUUCAGUAACCGCCAGGGAAUGAGUACAUGGAUGCUUUGUAAUCAUGUUUGAAUACAUAAUAAAAUGAUGAAAAAUCUUUCAUCAUGAGGUAUAGACGUCUUGUUACAAAAGAACUCGGAAAGGUUCUGGGUAGGAAGAUUGGACCUCAGUUUGGAAGAAAUUCGUUUCUUACGUGAAAUACUCCUUCCGUUUUCAUCUGGGAUUAGUCCUAAAAAUUUGCUCCAGAAAUUUAUCAUAUUUUAGUGACCUGUGGUGGUGUAACUAUGAGCGUUUAUCAUAAGAUACCCAUGAAAAAAGUUAACCCUUUAACUCCCACGAGUGACCAGGACAGAAUUUCUCCUUACAAUAUCAAUACAAUAUCAAGGCAAGUAAUGAGAUAAACAAAAACAUCAAUUAAGGAUUAGUUGAUCCAAAACUUAUUCUCCCUGAUAACUUUAAGUAUUCCCAUUACCUGUUUCCUUGAUGUUGUACGGAUAUUGUAGGGAGAGGUUACAUGUUAAUCACUUCUGAAACUUAAAGGAUUAACAGCGUUCGGUCAUAGGUCUGCGUUUGUUCACAUCUUACAAUGCUGAUAUCCUAAGAUAUUGAGAGCGGAUUCGGGCCGGAUUUGGGUUGAAAGAGUCAUUGUCCUGGCUCGGUGUUGAGCUGAACGCACAAACAAAAAAAGAAGGCACUUUAACCCUAUAACUUCCAAGAUCUGAUCGUCAAUUCUCCCCUCUAGCUACUACACAUUUCCUUGUAAAUUGAUUACGAGAAUUUGGUGUUCAAUCAAGGCAA